This is a messenger RNA of Budorcas taxicolor (takin), 1867 nucleotides long. RefSeq names its product neuralized E3 ubiquitin protein ligase 1B (gene NEURL1B). The coding region runs from base 1 to 1836 and encodes 611 amino acids. The transcript is spliced from 6 exons. Gene Ontology annotation, molecular function: ubiquitin protein ligase activity. Gene Ontology annotation, biological process: ubiquitin-dependent endocytosis. The record is from RefSeq and is a predicted model, not a curated record. Gene Ontology annotation, cellular component: early endosome. Lineage: Eukaryota; Metazoa; Chordata; Mammalia; Artiodactyla; Bovidae.
AUGGCUUUGGAGUCAGAUCUGAGUCAAAUCCUGACCCAGCUGUUUGCCUGCACCAUGACCCUGGGCCACACCCAGAGCGUCUUCUUCCUAGCCGUGGGCACCCAGCUGGCAUGUGUUCUGACGCUGACUGCACCACUUCCUGGCCCUGUGGCCUGGGGCCGCUCUCCCAGCCUCUUUGAGCCUUCCUUCCUCAGCAGCAAGUCCAGCCCGCCGGCGCGCCUCCUGGCCACCCGGCCUUGCUGCGGCCCCGGCCCGGAGCGGCGCCCGGUGCUGGGCGAAGCGCCGCGCUUCCACGCGCAGGCCAAGGGCAAGAACGUGCGGCUAGACGGCCACUCGCGCCGAGCCACGCGGCGCAACAGUUUCUGCAACGGGGUCACGUUCACGCAGCGGCCCAUCCGGCUGUACGAGCAGGUGCGGCUGCGCCUGGUGGCCGUGCGCCCGGGCUGGAGCGGGGCGCUGCGCUUCGGCUUCACAGCCCACGACCCGUCGCUCAUGAGUGCCCAGGACAUCCCCAAGUACGCCUGUCCUGACCUGGUCACGCGGCCCGGCUACUGGGCCAAGGCGCUGCCAGAGAACCUGGCGCUGCGCGACACGGUGCUGGCCUACUGGGCGGACCGCCACGGCCGCGUCUUCUACAGCGUCAACGACGGCGAGCCCGUGCUCUUCCACUGCGGCGUGGCGGUGGGCGGCCCGCUCUGGGCGCUCAUCGACGUCUACGGCAUCACGGACGAGGUGCAGCUCCUCGAGAGCGGGUUCGCCGACACGCUGACGCCCGCGCGCCUCGGCCAGGCCCGCUUCAGCGCCUGCCUGCCGCCCAGCAGCCACGACGCGGCCAACUUCGACAACAACGAGCUCGAGAACAACCAGGUGGUGGCCAAGCUGGGCCACCUGGCGCUGGGCCGCGCCCCAGGCCCGGCCCCCGCCGACCACGCGGCCGCCGCCAUCCCGUGCGGGCCGCGCGAGCGCCAGCGGCCCUCGUCGUCGCCGGCGCUGCUCGAGGCCGACCUGCGCUUCCACGCGACGCGCGGGCCCGACGUGAGCCUGUCGCUCGACCGCAAGGUGGCCUGCGCGCCGCGCCCCGACGGCGGCCGCACCCUCGUCUUCUCCGAGCGCCCCCUGCGGCCCGGCGAGAGCCUCUUGGUGGAAGUGGGCCGCCCGGGGCUGGCGGCGCCCGGCGCGCUGGCCUUCGGCAUCACGUCGUGCGACCCGGGAGGGCUCCGGCCCGCCGAGCUGCCCGCCGACCCCGACGCGCUCAUCGACCGCAAGGAGUACUGGGUGGUGGCGCGCGCCGGGCCGGUGCCGAGCGGCGGCGACGCGCUCAGCUUCACGCUGCGGCCCGGCGGCGACGUGCUCCUGGGCGUCAACGGGCGCCCGCGCGGCCGCCUGCUGUGCGUCGACACCACGCAGGCGCUCUGGGCUUUCUUCGCCGUGCGCGGUGGCGCCGCCGGCCAGCUGCGCCUCCUUGGAACCCUGCAGUCCAGCCCUGCGACCACAUCCCCGUCAGGGUCCCUCAGCGGCUCCCAGGACGACAGCGACUCCGACAUGGCCUUCAGUGUCAACCAGUCCUCCUCAGCAUCUGAGUCAUCCCUGGUGACGGCACCCAGCUCCCCGCUGAGCCCACCGGUGUCGCCCAUGUCCUCCCCGCCGGAGCUGGGGGGCGGCAAGAGCAGCGAGUGCACCGUGUGCUUCGACGGCGAGGUGGACACGGUCAUCUACACGUGCGGACACAUGUGUCUGUGCCACGGCUGUGGCCUGCGGCUCAAGAGGCAGGCCCGGGCCUGCUGCCCCAUCUGCCGGCGGCCCAUCAAGGACGUCAUUAAGACCUACAGGCCGUAGCCUGGCCCGCCCACGGGCCGUGGCCAGAGCA